UUGAAAAGUAUGAUGAUAUCAAAUGAUAAAGUGCCUAUGAGAUUUACAUUGGUAUGUCAACGAAAAAACAAAAACAUAAUUAAAAAUAUUCCCUUGCGACUUUGGACUCACGAUCUGUAUAUGAUUUAUUUAUUUAAAUACCGAUAAUGCAAUACUUACACAAACAAGUGGAAUUAGGAGUUGCAAUGGAUUGUAUGAACAUUUAAGAAUAAUGACUAGUUUUUUGAUAUUUGUCAUUUCUGGAUAUUUCAGUAGUAUAUUGUGUCAAGAUAUUUAUUUAACAACGAAUGGAAGUUACGAAUACACAAUUUUGGAGAGUCUAAAACCUUCUCCAGAUAAUUGCGGAGAAAUCCAUUUUCAGAUACGAGCUGGAAAGAAUGCUUUCAUUGCCUUACUCUCUGGAAACGACGAUUCAGACCCUCUAUAUGAAAUAGCAUUUGGUAUAAAUGAUGUGUGUUCAACAAUAAGAAAGGGGAAAGGUGGGCUUAACACUACAGGCGCCCUCGAUGCUAAUGACGUUUUCUUAGCACAAUACGAAUGGAAAAACUUCACAAUCAGGUGGAACAAUGGCUUUAUAUACGCCAAAACACCUUAUAUAUCUAUGACUUUGAAUGACGAAUCUCCUUUACUUGUAAAGAAAAUAGCAGUUACAACUGCAGAUGACGCAUCUGGGGAUUGGCACUUCAACACAGAAGUUUCAAUUCCAAACGGAUGCAAUAUAACAGUUCAACAAACAACUACUUCAGUUGGCGAUAGUACUCAAGAAAACCAAGUCUGCAUGUGUCCAUGUUCACGGGUCUCGAAUAGUAAAUGGCUCUAUCUUAAAAACUUAAAUCUCACAUUGGAUGAAAUACGAGUGAUACUGUCUGAUGAGCUUGAAGAUUUGCGAAAAAAUUUAACAAUCGAUAAAACGAACACAUCGGCAUAUUUACGUACAAAAAUAUCUGCACCUGAUAAUCGUCCUUCUGCAAAAUCGAUGGGUGCAGUCGGCGGACUAUUUCUGGUUACAAUCGUCGUUUUAAUUUUCGGGUCUGAUACUAUUAACUUGUUUAAAACAGCACUUUUUAAACGGUGAACAAAUCAAAAUUAAUUGUUGUAAAAAAUCAUUUUGCAGUUUUACUAGGAAAGGCCGAAAAUUACAUUGAAGUGAUGACUGUUAGUCGUGUUAGUGCACCCAAUUAACACGCGGAUAAAUUGUAUCAUUCGUAAGUAUAUCAUCUGCACUAUUUUCCUCGGUCUUUAACAGUAGUACGGUGCUAUUUUCUUUAAAAUAAGUUCAAAUGUUAAGAAAUGCACGAUCCAAAAUUCUGGAGGAUGUCAGCACAAAAUGCAUAUUUUGAGGUAAAAAUAGAAUGUGAAAAUAUGCAAAACUGCUAGAACAGCGUUUAUGUUUUAUCUUUAUUUAGACGAAUACAAAAUAAUUUAUUA
Molecule: messenger RNA, 1428 nt
Organism: Mytilus californianus (California mussel)
Lineage: Eukaryota; Metazoa; Mollusca; Bivalvia; Mytilida; Mytilidae
Exons: 3
Coding region: 212-1075 (287 amino acids)
Source: RefSeq, a predicted model, not a curated record